Messenger RNA from Pelodiscus sinensis (Chinese soft-shelled turtle), 13005 nucleotides. Lineage: Eukaryota; Metazoa; Chordata; Testudines; Trionychidae. The record is from RefSeq and is a predicted model, not a curated record.
CGGAAUAAGGGCCAGAAGCCCAGCUUUAUUUGGUGCAUAGCAUGGACCUGCUCUGGAAGUGAAUCAGAGUUGCAUAGAGAAGGUGGCUGUUCUGUGUAGGAGGCCUUGCCCCAUUUAUGGCAGCGGUUGGAAGAAGGCCCAUGAUUGCUUCCCAGCAUCUUUCCCCUGACUGGUGAAGAGGAUGGAUAAGACAAAAAGAGAAUUGACAAACUCACUGGGGAGGAGCCCCUAUUCUCCUCAACACAGCAGCCAGGCUCAGGUCUUGGACCCCAGCCCAGGAGCCAGCUCAACCCCAACAGAGAGCAACUCCAGGGGGACCAACAGGAAAUACCCAGUGGUGAAACAAAAGGGAUUUUACUCUGAUGUUCUCUAUCCAGGAGCCACAGAUCUCUUGGGGGAUGUGUGUGCUGGCCCCAGCGUCUACAAGAAUUUACUGAGACAAGCUGAUCUUGAGCAGCACACGCCAAAAGUCACAACAUUUGAGAGUCCCACGGACUUUGAGUCUUACCUGGACAAGCAAGUGAUUGGACCGACCACUGAGAUCCUGACCAAGGCAGACUUCCCGCUGCAAGCGUUUAAGCCGAAGGUGCAGCUGCCCUUUCAGGGCCUGCCAGGACAGUGCCCUCGGAAGAUUGAGAUCGAGAGGCAACGACGGCUAUAUCUCAAACUCGAUAUUGCUCAGCUCUUAGCCAAUGAGGGGAUAGAUUCCAAUCAGCUAAUGCCCAGGCACCAAGACCCUGACAAUAUGCCAACCAUUGAACAAAAGAGAGAUCCUCUCUUUCCCAUCUACCUCCCACUGCAGAUAUUUGAUGAUGAGGAGUAUGACUGCCGGACACCAGAAGAGUGGCUCUUGCUGGGGCUGGAACCAGGCUCUCGAGACAGAAAACCAGUUCCCGGAAAAGCGCUUUUACCUACAGAUGAUCUACUGGGACACGAGGAUCCCAAAAGCCGUGAGUUGAUCUAUGAGUGGAUCAGCGUUGGCGUCCUGGAUUACGACAAGGAGACAAAACUGUACUUGGUCCACAAAACAAAUGAGAGGGGAAUGGUGCGAGAUGAAGAAGGGAAGCCUAUCCUAAAUGGCGGAGUAACUCCACAAGGGAGAGCCCCUCUUAUGCCAUGUCAGUAUUGGGUGCCACGAGUCCGUCUGCUGUUCCUCGCAGAGGACCCCCAGGUGUUUGCUCAGCGAGUGGUUUUUGCCAAUGCCCUGCGUAAGAAAACGCAGGCGCUGUUGCGGUACCAUCUGUACGUGGACUGCAUGCCCGUGGACGGGCUGAGGAGCAUUGAUGAGAAGAGCCUGGCUCGGAUGAAGCAGCUGGCAAUGAGCACUUCACACCUGAGAAAGGAGAGGUGUGUGUUGAACUGUCUGCAAUGCCUGGAAAAGGAGGUAACCCUAGACUACAAACGCACCAUGAACAAGAUCAUCUUCGAUGGAGUCAUCACAUCUAAGCCCCAGACGUUUUCAUAUGUCACCCUGCCGGAGAAGGAGGAGGAGAAGGUGCCGGAGAAAGGACUGGUCCAGAUCCCAGAAUAUCCAUUUGAUGAGCAGCGGGAGUCUUUUAUUUUUGUCUCACUCCUGACCAGGCCUGAGGUCAUCCUGGCCUUAUCCCAGGUGCGGGAUGAGUGCAACAAAGCGUCAGCCAUGUCUCUGUUUCACUCAACCUUGUCGAAGUAUGGCCGGCUAGAGGAGUUUGAGCAGAUCCAGACACAGACCUUCACCCAGGUUCAGAUGUUUCUCAAGGACACCUGGAUCAAUACUCUAAAGAUAGCCGUGAAGAGCAGUCUAAGGGAGAUUGGUAAAGGAUGGUACAAUCUCUAUCAGUCCAAUUGGGGGGUAUACCAGAUGUCCAAGCUACAUAAGCUGAUGGAACUCAUCAAGUUCAACUUGCAAGAUUCUGUGCGCUUCCUGGUCCAAGACUCACUGGUCAGCUUCACGCAGUUUUUGCUGGAUGCUUGCUGCGGUGUCCUGGAUUGCUCGGAGGAUAUGGACUGGGGAGAGGACCUCAUCAACAGCCCGUACAAGCCACGAAAGAAUCCUCUCUUUGUAGUGGAUCUGAUUCUAGAUAACACUGGGGUUCACUACAGCACGCCUCUGGAGAACUUCGAGACCGCCCUCGUCUCUCUGUUUGACAAGGGGAUUCUGGCGACCCACACCAUACCACAGCUGGAGAAGUUCGUAUUGGAGAACAUGUUUAUUAGAGGCACCCUCCUGCUGGAGUCGGUGGGCCUGCACGAGCCUGCUGUGGAAGAACUGCGCAAAGCUAUCCGGUCAGCCAUCCGCAAGGCAGUGAUCCCUCUCUAUGCCUAUGCCAAGAAGUAUGAGAACCAGCUAGAGCUGAAUAACAAUGAUAACAAUUUCUUUCUAAAAGAGUACCUGGUCGUGUGCCCUGCUGCCCAGGAUGUGAGAAAAAUAGUAAACCUGCACUUGUCUGAAAAGGAAAUGCUAGACAAUACUUUGCCAAGCUCCAUCGUCAUUGGUCCCUUUCACAUCAACGUUGAAGGUGUCAAGCAAAAUCUGUCCAAAAAACGCAAAGCCCUAGCCACCUCCAUGUUGGACUUGCUGGCUAAGAACCUACACCUACAGGUGAACAAUAUCUGUGAAGUAUUCAAAGCCAUCAGCCGGAAAAUGUAUGAAAAACCAAACAGCAUUGAGGAGCUGGCUGAGCUGCGGGAGUGGAUGAAGGGAAUCCCUGAGCAGCUGAAAGCGCAGGAAGAACUGAUAGGUAAGGUCAUGGAAGACUAUGAGGUUAUGGACGAGUUCCUUUACAACCUUACCCAAGAUGAUUUCACUGACAAGUGGGCUGCGAGUAACUGGCCUCUGAAAAUCGCUACGCUGACGGAGAUGAUUCGGCAGCAGCACCUGGAAGAUGAAGAGAGGUUCCGCAAAAUUCAGCUCAUGGAUCAGAACAACUUUCUGGAACGGCUGGACGGGCUGCAGCUGCUCGUGGCUGGAUUUUCUGUCCAUAUGGACAUCACCCGAGCGCAUGAGAUAGCAAAUGAAGCGAGAAGGGUGAAGAAGCAGUUGAAGGAAUCUCAGCAAAUGGCACUGCUCUACAACAACAGGGAGCGGAUAUUUGGCUUGCCGGUUACUAAUUAUGAUAAGCUCUCCAGGAUGGUUAAGGAAUUCCAGCCAUACUGGGAUCUUUGGACCACAGCAUCGGACUGGAUACGCUGGUCUGAGAGCUGGAUGAAUAAUCCCCUCAGUGCAUUUGACGCUGAACAGCUAGAGAAGACAUGCCAGGACGUGGCUGUGGAAAUCCGGGGCGGGAUUGAGGAGUUCAGACCAUAUAUCCCCCUGAUUCAGGGCCUGCGCAAUCCGGGCAUGCGGAACCGGCACUGGGAGAUGCUGUCCAAGGAGAUCAACAUCAACAUUAAGCCCAAGGCCAAUCUGACGUUUGCUCGCUGUCUGGACAUGAAGCUGCUGGACCACAUCGACAGCAUUGCCAAAAUAGCUGAGAUCGCGGGCAAGGAGUUCUCCAUUGAGAAUGCACUUGAUAAGAUGGAGGGCGAAUGGGAAUCCGUCCUGUUCAAUGUGCUGCCGUAUAAGAGCACAGAAACCUACAUUCUGAAGAGCCCCGAUGAAGCCUCCCAGCUCCUGGAUGAUCAUAUUGUCAUGACGCAAAGCAUGUCCUUCUCCCCUUACAAGAAGCCCUUUGAGGACAGGAUGAACACCUGGGAAAACAAGCUGAAAAUGACACAGGAUGUCCUGGAGGAGUGGCUGACAUGCCAGCGCUCCUGGCUCUACCUGGAGCCCAUCUUUAGCUCAGAGGACAUCAAUCGGCAGCUGCCCGUAGAGAGCAAACGCUACCAAACCAUGGAUAGGAUGUGGAGGAAGAUCAUGAAGAAUGCUAAUGAGAACAGAGAGGUUAUUUCCCUGUGUCCCGAUCCCAGGCUGCUGGAGAGCCUUCGGAAAUGUAAUCAGCUGCUUGACCUUGUGCAGAAGGGGCUGAGCGAAUACCUGGAGACCAAGAGAGGAGCUUUCCCCAGGUUCUACUUUCUUUCGGACGACGAGCUGCUGGAGAUACUGUCCCAGACAAAAGACCCCACCGCCGUACAGCCUCACCUCCGCAAGUGCUUUGAGAACAUCGCCCGGCUGCUCUUCCAGGAGGACCUGCAGAUCACACACAUGUACUCGGCAGAAGGGGAGGAAGUGAAGCUGUUUUUCCCCAUUUACCCCACCGGCAACGUGGAGGACUGGCUGCUGGAAGUCGAGAAGUCUAUGAAGGCCAGCGUACGGGACAAUAUUGAAAGAUCCAUCUGGGUGUAUCCAAACACGCAGCGUACUUUGUGGGUCUUGCAAUGGCCUGGGCAGGUGACCAUCGCUGGCUGUCAGACCUUCUGGACAAAGGAAGUAUCCGAGGCUUUGGAAGCUGGGGAUUUGUCCACCAGGCUGUUUCCACAGCUGAGCGCUCAGCUGAGUGACCUGGUAGCCCUGGUCCGAGGAAAGCUGUCGAGGAUGCAGCGAACAGUGUUGUCCGCGCUCAUUGUGAUCGAAGUCCAUGCCAAGGAUGUUGCUGCUAAGCUGAUUGAGGAGAACGUGAUGAGUGAGAAUGAUUUUGAGUGGAUCUCUCAGCUCAGAUACUACUGGGCCAGGAACGAUCUGUACAUCCGAGCAGUGAACGCUGAGUUCAUCUACGGCUACGAAUACUUGGGGAACAGUGGCCGCCUGGUGAUCACCCCCCUCACUGACAGGUGCUACCUGACGCUUACUGGAGCCCUGCAUCUAAAAUUUGGAGGCGCGCCUGCAGGGCCUGCCGGAACAGGGAAAACUGAAACCACUAAAGAUCUGGGGAAAGCUCUCGCCAUCCAGACUGUGGUGUUCAACUGCUCUGACCAGCUUGACUUCAUGGCGAUGGGGAAAUUCCUGAAGGGACUUGCCAGCUCCGGCGCGUGGGCCUGCUUCGAUGAGUUUAACCGCAUUGACGUGGAGGUGCUGUCGGUGGUGGCCCAGCAGAUCGCAACCAUUCAAAAGGCCCAGCAGCAAAGGGUGGACCGCUUCAUGUUUGAAGGCGCUGAGAUCCCACUGGUCCCAUCCUGCGCCGUCUUCAUCACCAUGAACCCCGGCUAUGCAGGGCGCACUGAAUUACCAGACAACCUGAAGGCUCUCUUCCGCCCUGUGGCUAUGAUGGUUCCAGACUAUUCCAUGAUUGCGGAGAUCUCGCUCUACUCCUUUGGGUUCAACGAAGCCAAGAUCCUGGCGAAGAAGAUCACCACGACGUUCAAACUGUCAUCGGAACAGCUCAGCAGCCAGGACCAUUAUGACUUUGGAAUGAGAGCUGUGAAGACUGUGAUCUCAGCAGCGGGCAACCUCAAGAGAGAGAACCCUACCAUGAAUGAAGAGCUGAUCUGCCUUAGGGCCAUCCGGGAUGUCAAUGUGCCCAAGUUCCUGCAGGAUGACCUCAAGUUGUUCAAUGGUAUUGUCUCCGACUUGUUUCCCAAGAUCAAAGAGGAGCCUAUAGAAUAUGGCAUCCUGGAAGAAGCAAUCCGCAAAUGCUGCACCAAAGACAACCUCAAGGAUGUGGAGGGUUUUGUGACGAAGUGCAUCCAGCUGUACGAAACCACAGUGGUGCGCCACGGCCUCAUGCUGGUGGGGCCCGCAGGCUCGGGGAAAACCAAGUGCUACAAAGUGCUGGCAGCUGCCAUGACCUCUCUGAAAGGUCAGCCUUCCGUCAGCGGGGGGAAUUAUGAAGCAGUCAAGUACUUCAUACUGAAUCCGAAAUCCAUCACCAUGGGCCAGCUAUAUGGAGAGUUUGACUUGCUAACACAUGAAUGGACGGAUGGGAUUCUUUCCUCGCUCAUCCGGGUGGGCGCUAUCGCCAGUGACACCAAUAAGAAGUGGUAUGUGUUUGACGGGCCCGUCGACGCCGUCUGGAUCGAGAAUAUGAACACUGUGCUGGAUGAUAACAAGAAGCUGUGUCUCAGCUCUGGAGAAAUCAUUAAGCUCACUGAGGUGAUGACCAUGAUGUUUGAAGUCCAGGACCUGGCUGUUGCCUCCCCCGCCACAGUCUCCCGGUGUGGCAUGGUUUACCUGGAGCCCAGCAUCUUGGGGCUCAGGCCCUUUGCUGAGUGCUGGCUGAGGAAAAUUCCAGACAUCAUCAAGCCUUUUGCAGAGCAGCUUGAAUCCCUUUUCAGCAGAUUCCUAGAGGAGUCCAUCAGCUUUGUCCGCAGAUCAGUGAAAGAGAUAAUUGCCUCAACAGACAGCAACCUGGCAAUGAGCCUUCUCAAGCUGCUGGAGUGCUUCUAUGAGCCUUUCAUCCCCAUUGAGGGCAUUCGGAAGCUUCCCCAGGAGAAGAUUGCUCGACUCGGAGAACUGAUAGAGCCCUGGUUCAUGUUCGCUUUGAUCUGGAGCGUGGGUGCAACUGGAGAUGCCCAAAGCCGCAUGGCCUUCAGCUUGUGGUUGAGAGAGAAGAUGGCAAAGGAGCAGAUCCAGCUGCUUUUCCCAGCGGAGGGGCUGGUUUACGAUUAUAAGCUGGAUGAUGCUGGACUCAGCAAUCCCGAGGAUGAUGUUGAUGAAGAUGUUGUCAAGGAGGUGGCCUGGGUAAAUUGGAUGGAUUCCACGGCAAAGUUCACCAUGGUCCCUGACACCAGCUACUGCGACAUCAUAAUCCCCACAAUGAAUACUGUGCAGAUGGCCCACAUGCUGGAAAUGCUGCUCACCAAUCGAAAACCAGUUCUCUGUGUGGGUCCGACUGGCACGGGGAAGACUCUCACCAUUUCAGACAAGCUUUUGAAGAACUUGCCUCUGGAAUACAUCACCCACUUUCUGAUGUUUUCCGCUCGCACCUCCGCCAACCAAACCCAGGACCUCAUUGACAGCAAACUGGACAAAAGGAGGAAGGGGGUGUUUGGGCCGCCUCUUGGCAAGUAUUUCAUAUUUUUCAUUGAUGACCUAAACAUGCCGGCAUUGGAGACCUAUGGCGCUCAGCCUCCCAUCGAGCUGCUUCGGCAGUGGAUGGACCACCACGGCUGGUACGACAGGAAACAGAUCGGGACCUUCAAGAAACUGGUGGAUAUUAACUUUGUCUGCGCCAUGGGCCCCCCAGGCGGAGGAAGGAACGCCAUCACGUCCCGCCUCACCCGCCAUUUCAACUAUCUUUCCUUCACGGAGAUGGAGGACAGCAGCAAGAAGAAAAUCUUCUCUACCAUUCUCGGCAGCUGGAUGGCUGGCCUCCUUGGCGAAAGAAGUUACAGAGAUCCAGUCCCGGGAGCCCCCCCCGCCGAGCCCCUGAACGAGCCCCUUGUCGAUGCCACCAUUCGUGUGUAUUCCACCAUCACCUCCCAACUGCUGCCUACUCCAGCAAAGUCGCACUACACCUUUAACCUGAGGGAUCUCUCCAAAGUGUUCCAGGGCAUGCUCAUGGCCGAAGCCUGCAAAAUUGAGAACAAACUGCACCUGCUCCGGCUCUGGUACCACGAGAGCUGCCGCGUGUUCCGCGACCGCCUGGUUAACGAGGAGGACCGCAACUGGUUUGACGAUCUGAUGAAGAGCAUGAUGGCCGAGUGGGACACCACCUUUGAGGAGGUGAUCCCCUACCAACCAGUUCUCUUUGGGGAUUUCAUGAUGCCUGGGGCUGAAGUCAAACUCUACGAGCUAAUUGAUGACCAGGAGAAGCUCACACGCAUUAUUGAGGAGUACAUGGAGGAGUACAACCAGAUCAACACCACCAAGAUGAAGCUGGUCCUCUUUAUGGAUGCCAUGCAGCACAUCUGCCGGAUCAGCAGGAUCCUGCGCCAGGCACUGGGGAAUGCGCUCCUGCUGGGCGUCGGGGGGAGCGGAAGGGAGUCUCUCACCAGGCUGGCCUCUCACAUGGCUGACUACGAAUGUUUCCAGAUUGAACUGUCCAAAAACUAUGGGAUGGCAGAGUGGCGAGAAGAUAUCAAGAAGAUCAUGCUGAAGGCUGGCCUGCAGAGACUGCCCAUUACCUUUCUGUUCACAGACUCGCAGAUCAAAAGCGAGUCCUUCCUGGAGGAUAUCAACAACGUGCUGAACUCCGGAGACAUCCCCAAUCUGUAUGCCCCGGACGAGCAGGACCAAAUCAUGACUACUAUGAAGCCCAUUGUCCAGGACCUAGGGCAGCAGCCUACCAAGGCCAACCUGAUGGCUGCAUACACAGGCCUAGUUCGAAGUAAUAUCCAUAUGGUCCUGUGCAUGAGUCCUAUUGGAGAGGUGUUCCGUGCGCGGCUGCGGCAGUUCCCCUCUCUAGUGAACUGCUGCACCAUCGACUGGUUCAACGAGUGGCCGGCAGAAGCCCUGGAGUGCGUCGCAUCGUCCUUUUUGCAAGAGAUCCCGGACCUUGAAGCCACCUCCGAAGUUAUAGACGGCAUGAUUCAGAUGUGUGUGGCGAUCCACCAGGGCGUGGCAGUGAAGUGCAAAGUGUACCUGGCGGAGCUUGCCCGGCACAAUUACGUGACUCCCAAGAGCUACCUGGAGCUCCUGAGCAUCUUCUCAGCCCUGAUCGGGAAGAAGAAACAGGAGCUGAACAUGGCGAAGAAGAGGAUGAAGAGUGGCUUGGACAAGCUACUGCGCACAGCAGAAGACGUAGCAAAGAUGCAGGAAGAGCUAGAAUCAGCGCGGCCCCUGCUGGCAGAGGCAGCCAAAGACACGCUGGCCACUAUGGAGCAAAUAAAGGUGGACACGGCCGUGGCGGAGGAGACACGAAACGCUGUGCAGGCCGAGGAGAUGAAAGCCAAGGUGAAGGCCCAAACAGCCCAGGCCAUUGCGGACGACGCCCAGAAGGACCUGGCGGAGGCUCUCCCUGCCCUGGACGCAGCUCUGGCCAGCCUGAGAAACCUUAACAAGAACGAUGUCACGGAGGUGCGAGCGAUGCAGCGGCCGCCCCUCGGGGUGAAGAUGGUGAUUGAAGCUGUCUGCAUCAUGAAAGGAAUCAAGCCCAAGAAAGUGCCUGGAGAAAAGCCAGGCUCUAAGGUGGACGACUACUGGGAGCCGGGCAAGGGCCUUCUUCAGGACCCAGGGAAGUUCCUGGAGAGCCUGUUUAAGUACGAUAAGGACAACAUCGCCGAUUCAGUGAUUAAAGCCAUCCAGCCGUAUAUAGACAACGAGGAGUUCCAACCGGCCGCCAUCGCCAAAGUGUCCAAAGCCUGCACCUCCAUCUGCCAGUGGGCGCGGGCCAUGCACAAGUACCACUUCGUGGCCAAGGCCGUGGAGCCCAAGCGGCAAGCCUUGCGGGAGGCUGAGGAGGACCUGCAGGCCACUCAGAAGAUCCUGGACGAGGCCAAGGACCGCCUGCGAGAAGUGGAGGACGGCAUCGCCACCCUGCAGGCCAAGUACAGGAGCUGCAUCGCCAAGAAGGAGGAGCUGGAGAUGAAGUGUGAGCUGUGUGAGCAGAGGCUGGGCCGGGCGGACAAGUUAAUUAACGGCCUGGCAGAUGAGAAGGUGCGCUGGCAGGACACAGUCCAGAACCUGGAGUACAUGAUCAACAACAUUGCCGGGGACGUUCUCUUGGCAGCAGGCUUCGUGGCGUACCUGGGCCCUUUCACGGGCCAAUACCGCAUUGCACUGUGCGAGGAAUGGCUAAAGAAACUGGAGGAAUACGGCGUCCCGCACACCAAGGAGCCCAGCUUGAUAAGCACGCUGGGAGACCCCGUGAAAAUCCGAUCAUGGCAGAUUGCCGGCUUGCCCAAUGACACCCUGUCCGUGGAGAACGGCGUCAUAACACAGUUUUCACAGCGCUGGACUCACUUCAUAGACCCCCAGGGACAAGCCAACAAAUGGAUCAAGAACUUGGAGAAGGAGAGCGGGUUGGAAGUGGCCAAGCUGAGCGACCGGGACUUUCUGCGCAGCUUGGAGAACUCCAUUCGCUUCGGGAAGCCGUUCCUGCUGGAGAACGUCGGGGAGGAGCUGGAUCCGGCGCUCGAGCCCGUCUUGCUGAAACAGACUUACAAGCAGCAGGGCAGCACGGUGCUGAAGCUGGGAGAUACGGUCAUUCCGUACCACGAGGACUUCACGAUGUACAUCACCACCAACCUGCCCAAUCCCCACUACACGCCGGAGAUCUCCACCAAGCUCACGCUCAUCAACUUCACCCUCUCGCCCAGCGGCUUUGAAGAACCGCUGCUGGGGCAAGUGGGGGGCGGGGGGGAGCGACCGGACUUAGAAGAGGCCAAGAACCAGCUGAUCAUUAGCAACGCCAAGAUGCGCCAGGAGCUGAAGGAGAUAGAGGACCAGAUCCUGUACCGGCUCAGCUCCUCCGAGGGGAACCCCGUCGAUGACUUGGAGCUCAUCAAAGUGCUGGAGGCGUCCAAGCUAAAAGCAGGGGAAAUCCAGGCCAAGGUGAAGAUAGCCGAGCAGACGGAGAAAGACAUCGACAUCACGCGGCUGGAGUACGUGCCCGUAGCCGUCCGCACGCAGAUCCUUUACUUCUGUGUCUCCGACCUGUCCAACGUGGAUCCCAUGUACCAGUAUUCACUCGAGUGGUUCCUCAACAUCUUCUUGUCCGGAAUCACCAACUCCGAGAGAGCAGACACCCUGAAGAAGCGGAUCGUGAACAUAAACAAUUACCUCACCUUCAGUCUCUACUGCAACGUGUGCCGCAGUCUCUUUGAGAAGCACAAACUCAUGUUUGCCUUUCUGCUGUGCGUCCGCAUCAUGAUGAACGAAGGGAAAAUCAACAUGGAUGAGUGGCGUUACCUCCUGUCUGGAGGGACCGUGAAAACGAUGCGCGAGAACCCGGCUCCCGAGUGGCUGUAUGAGAGAGCCUGGGGGGACAUCUUGGCCUUAACCAACCUGAGGAAUUUCUCCAGCUUUGCAGACGACUUUGUGGACAACGUCGAGGGGUUCCGCGCAAUUUUUGACAGUGCCGAGCCGCACCGAGAGCCGCUGCCUGGCAAGUGGGACAGCCAGCUGGACUCCUUCCAGAAGCUGCUGCCCCUCCGCUGCCUGCGAGGAGAUAAGGUCACCAACGCCAUGCAGGACUUUGUGGCCCUGAAUCUGGACCAGCGCUUCAUCGAGCCCCAGACGUCAGACCUCACUGCGGUGUUCAGGGAGUCCGCCUCCACCACCCCGCUGAUAUUCGUGCUCUCCCCUGGGACGGACCCAGCCGCCGAUCUCUACAAAUUUGCUGAAGAAAUGAAGUUCUCCAAGAAGCUGUCGGCUAUUUCUCUGGGCCAGGGUCAGGUGAGCCACUGGCAGGCUCAGGGCAAGGACUGUGUCACUCCGUGCCCAAGGGGUUACUCGUGUAGCGCCCGGGAAGUGCACCGCGACUUUCGCCUGUGGCUCACCAGCCUGCCCAGUAACCAGUUCCCAGUGUCCAUCCUUCAGAACGGCUCCAAGAUGACCAUCGAGCCCCCGCGCGGGGUCAAGGCCAACCUGCUCAAGUCCUACAUGAGCCUGAGUGACGACUUCCUGAACUCCUGCUCCAAGGUCUCCGAGUUUAAGUCCCUGCUGCUGUCGCUUUGCCUGUUCCACGGGAACGCGCUGGAGCGGAGGAAGUUCGGGCCGCUGGGGUUCAAUAUCCCCUAUGAGUUCACGGAUGGAGACCUCCGCAUCUGCAUCAGCCAGCUGAAGAUGUUCCUGGACGAAUAUGCGGACAUCCCGUACAAGGUUCUGAAAUACACGGCUGGGGAGAUCAAUUACGGAGGUCGGGUGACAGACGACUGGGACAGGCGCUGCAUCAUGAAUAUAUUAGAAGAUUUCUACAAGCCGGAAGUUCUAACUGAGGAUUUUGCUUAUUCCGAGUCUGGGAUCUACAAACAGAUCAACACCACCUAUGAUCUUAACGGCUACAUCCAGUACAUCAAGAGCCUGCCGCUCAAUGACAUCCCGGAGAUCUUCGGCUUGCACGACAAUGCCAACAUCACCUUUGCGCAGAACGAGACCUUCAUGCUGCUCGGGGCCAUCGUUCAGCUGCAGCCAAAGACGUCCACGUCCGGCGGCCAAGGCCGGGAGGAGCUGGUGGAGGAGACGUCGAAGGACAUCCUGGCGAAGGUCCCCGUGCCCAUUAACCUGCAGGAGGUGAUGCUGAAAUACCCGGUGCUGUACGAGGAGUCCAUGAACACGGUGCUGGCGCAGGAGGUGAUCAGAUACAACCGGCUGCUGCAAGUCAUUGCCCAGACGCUGCAGGAUUUGCUGAAAGCGCUCAAGGGCCUGGUGGUGAUGUCGUCCCAGCUGGAGCUCAUGGCCAACAGCCUGGCCAACAACAUUGUUCCCGAGCUCUGGAACGCCAAGGUGCGCGGCCGCCUGCCUGCCGGGGGCGUCACGGGGCUGGGCCACAACGCCGCCCGCGCGGGCCUGCCUGGGGGACGCGGCUCAGGACUUGACAGCAGGGCCCGGGGCAAGGACACUAGACCGGCCCCAUUGGGCAGGUUGAUUGGUACAGCCACCACAAGUCAGAGCAGCAGCAGUAGGAGAGGGCGACCAGCCCCAGGGUCGCACUCCCCUACAUCUUUGCCCCUUUCCCUGGCAGGGACCCUGUCCACAACUGGCCAUUCCACCAACUACGUGAUCGCCGUGGAGAUCCCCAGCAGCAAGGCCCAGCGCCACUGGAUCAAGCGGGGCGUGGCCCUGAUCUGUGCUCUGGACUUCUAGGCCACCAGGGCGGGGGGUGCCGACUGGCUGGUGGUAACCCCGCUCUGGCUGCCCCCUGUAAAGAAAAAGCUGGUUUUCCCAACCUUGGCCUGCUCCCUUCUCUUCCCACUCCGCACCCCAGCUAAGGCACUGGAAGAUAGUUUCUAGGCACAGCAGCCUCCGUCCUCUGGACCGUUAACCAGCCCUGGGCUGGGACAGCUUUAUUCUUUCCUAGAGGGCUGCUAGUUACAGCCUGGCCCAGCCCAUGCAGCAGGAGCCCAGCCCUGGUUUCAGCACACGGGCACGCUCGGGGCAAACAGGCGGGCUGGUAAAUCCAGUUGUGCCCGGAGGCCAAGCAGCUUCCACAUGCAGCUGCCUCCGGAACGCCAGGGCGAGGGGCGGCAUUGAACCUUGUGCGUUCCCUUCCGGCCGCGCCGGCAAGCCCCCGCCGGGCUUGGAGAGAACCCGCCUUCUGCCGUCACCGC